Messenger RNA from Octopus bimaculoides (California two-spot octopus), 1766 nucleotides. RefSeq lists its product as uncharacterized. The record is from RefSeq and is a predicted model, not a curated record. NCBI's taxonomy places the organism in Eukaryota, Metazoa, Mollusca, Cephalopoda, Octopoda, Octopodidae.
UUAGUUUUUCUACUAUUGGAUCCAAAGGGAUUAUGUUAAAGCUUAAAAACCGAUUAUCUUCAAUGUUUGAGAGAGAGAAAGAGGAUAAUUGACAGAAUAAAGGAGACAAAUCGAACGAGAGGAGUUAAUUAAACAAGAAAUAUACACAGAGAAAGUGAAAGUGUUUGGAAGAGAGAGAGAGAGAGAGGUUCUGUUGUGAUGGCACCGUUCUAUGAAACAGCAUCAAAGACCGAAACAAGAAGCAUGAAAUAGAAUGAGGCGAAGUAAUAUCAUUGCGACUGGAACAAUCCUAUUUCAUAAGGAGUUGAGUUGAAGGAUGGUGCAGAGAUAGAAAGGCAGAUAGAGAUGAAGAGUGAGAGACAGAAUCAGUGAGAGAGAAGUAGUAGGGGAUUUAAAAAUACGGGAGAGAGAGAAAGAGAGAGAGAGAGAGAGAGAGAGAGAGAGAGAGAGAGAGAGAGAGCCAAAUUGGGAGUGAAAAUAUAGAUUGGAGGAGAGAAAGAGAGAGGGGAAUAGUGAAAGAAAGAGAAAGUGAGACAAGCAGAAGGAUUUACAAAUAUUUCCAGUUUUUAAUAUGAAUAUGAUGAAUAAUGACACAUAAAACUGUGACAAACCUUCAGACUGUGAAACAGACCCAUGGUGGAGGCUUUCUCGUCAGGAAGGUGAUUGGAGGAAGUAUAUCAUCAUGUGAUCCUUUCAUCAUGUUGGACCACAUAGGUCCAGUGGAUUAUAAACCUGGUGAAGCUGUUGGUGCUCCUGACCAUCCACACAGAGGUAUUGAGAUAAUUUCCUACAUCAUAGAUGGAAGUCUGACACAUGAAGAUUCUGCAGGAAACAAAGGUGUUUUGGAGAAAGGUUGGGUUCAAAUGAUGACUGCAGGACAAGGAGUGGUCCAUGCUGAGAUGCCAGCUGAUGAAAUUGUGGAAAAUGGUGGAAGAAUGGAGGGCUUUCAGCUCUGGAUUAAUCUACCAGCUAAAGAAAAAAUGAUUGAUCCUCAGUAUGAAGACAUUCCUCCUGAAAAGAUUCCUGUGAUAACAAUGGAUGGUGGAAGAGCGACAGCUAAGCUAAUAGCUGGUGAAAUUGAAGGAAAAGUCUCUGUCAAGCAGACGAGAAUUCCAAUAUUAUUUCUAGACAUUUUACUGGAACCAGGAGCAACUUUUACAUCUGAAGUUAUUGAAAAUCAUGCUUGUUUUAUUUAUGUUUGGCGUGGAUCUGGUUUUCUUGGAGAAGAUUGUAAACCAGCCAGUAUUGGUCAAGUUGGGCUCCUCAGUACCUCAGGGAAAAAAGUGACAAUCAAAGCUAGUGAAGAUCAAAGUUGUAAUGCAUUACUCAUUGCUGGUGAACCAAUCAUGGAACCUGUGGUAGGCUAUGGUCCUUUUGUCAUGAACACAGAAGAAGAAAUACAACAGGCCAUCUUAGAUUACCAAAAUGGUGUGUUAGGUUCUAUUCCAGGAGAAGCUGAACGCAUGCACAAGACUAAACUUGCUCAAGCAUUGCAAAAGAAAAACAACACCUGGGCAGACAGAUAAUAUAAUAUUCUGUCUCAGAUGUCUUGACAUUACAUCUUUGUCUUUAAUAUUACAAAUCUGCUAAAAACAAGCCCUUUCAAAUUUAAAAAUAGGGCCUAUGGAAACUUACUCUUUAUUUUUUACCAUUUUUGUUACUUACAAUAAUAAUAAUAAUAAUAAUAAUGAUAAUAAUAAAGUAAGGUUCUGUUGAUAUCUCUGAAUAGCCAGGAACACACAGAUACUAUAUAUAUAUAUAUAUAU